Molecule: messenger RNA, 1470 nt
Organism: Echinops telfairi (small Madagascar hedgehog)
Lineage: Eukaryota; Metazoa; Chordata; Mammalia; Afrosoricida; Tenrecidae
Gene: TRIM6
Product: tripartite motif containing 6
Exons: 7
Coding region: 1-1470 (489 amino acids)
Molecular function (GO): zinc ion binding; protein binding
Source: RefSeq, a predicted model, not a curated record
AUGGCGUCCACAGUGCUGGUGGACAUACGAGAUGAAGUGACCUGCCCUAUCUGCUUGGAGCUCCUCACAGAACCCAUGAGCCUAGACUGUGGCCAUAGCUUCUGCCAAGUCUGUAUCGAAGGGAACAGCAAGCCAUCAGAGGUCAUCCCAGACGAAGGAAACAACUGUCCCGUGUGCCGAGCCAGCUACCACCCUCCGAACCUCCGACCGAAUCGGCACCUGGCCAACAUAGUAGAGAGGCUCCGGGAGGCAGCGUCCUGCCCCGAGGCGCAGCCCAGAGCAAGUCUGUGUGCUUCCCAUGGGGAGAGACUGCAGCUCUUCUGUAAGGAGGACGGGAAGAUCAUCUGCUGGCUCUGCGAGCACUCGGUGGAGCACCGCGGCCACCACACCUUCCUCGUGGAGGAGGUGGCCCAGGAGUAUAAGGAGCUGUUCCAGGAGCAUUUGAAGAAGCUCACGAAAGAGCAGCAGGAAGCGGCGAAGCUAACAGCUGUUACUAAGGAAAAGAAGACCCGCUGGAAGAGUCAGAUGGAGACUGAGAUACACCGGGUCCAGAGACAGUUUAAGCAGCUGAGAAGUAUUCUAGACAAAGAGGAGAAGCGGGAACUCAAAAAGCUGGAGGAAGACGAGCGGAGGGGCCUGCGGCUCAUAGAGGAGACUGAGGACGAGCUGGUCCGGCAGAGCCAGGCCCUGACCGACCUCAUUGCAGAGCUGCAGCAACGGUGUCAGGGAUCAGCGCUGGAGCUGCUACAGGACAUAAAUGAUGUCACACAGAGGAGUGAGUUUUGGACCCUGAGGAAGCCAAAAGUCCUUCCUACCAAGCUGAGAAGUACGUUUCGAGCCCCAGAUCUGAAAAAGAUGCUGCGAACAUUCAGAGAUCUGACAGGUGUCCAGAACUUCUGGGUGGAUGUGACUCUGAACCCGCAGACGGCUAAUUUAAAUCUUCUUCUGUCUAAAAACCGAAGGCAGGUGAGAUUUGUGGGUACAGAUCUGCCUGGGCCUUCCUGUCUGAGAGAGCAUUAUGACUGUGGUGUCCUGGGCUCCCAGCACUUCUCCUCAGGAAGACAUUACUGGGAAGUCGAUGUGAAAGACAAGACGGACUGGAUUCUGGGCGUAUGCAGUAAUUCAGUGGAACCUACCUUCUUCUCUUCCCACCACUACACCAACCAUCAGAAUGGCAGCUCCAGCUAUCGGCCUCAAAGUGGAUACUGGGUGAUUGGCUUAAAGCACAAGCACGAAUACCGAGCCUAUGAAGACGCUUCCACUUCCCUGCUGCUUCUCAUGACCACGCCACCUCACCGAGUUGGGGUUUUCUUAGACUAUGAAGCUGGUAUUGUCUCCUUUUAUAAUGUCACAAAUCAUGGUUUUCCCAUCUAUACCUUCUCUAAGUAUUACUUUCCGACUCCCCUUUGCCCAUAUUUUAAUCCUUGUAACUGUGUGGUCCCAAUGACCCUGUGUAAACCACACUCCUGA